AUGAAAGUGUUAGCAAUAACACUAUGGGUUCUCUUGUUUUUUAUUUUGACAAACACCAAGUUUGUUGUUUGUGUAGGCAUUUGCAGAGAAAGUGAGCAACGAGCGUUGGAGAGCUUGAAGAAAGAAGUAGAUGAUCCCUCGGAUCUUCUCUCUUCUUGGGUUGUUGGAAAAGAUUGUUGCGAAUGGGAAGGGGUCGUGUGCAACAAUCUAACUCGUCAUGUGAUUGAGCUACACAUAAUUAGUGAUUGGGAAGAAUCGAGCUAUGUACGGAUCAAUAGCCUUGAGUGGCUGCCAAGUCUUUUGAGUCUUGAGCACUUGGAGAUGCGUUAUGUGGAUCUCAGCAAUGCAACUAAUUGGCUACAGGUCAUUAACAUGCUUCCUUCUCUUGUUGAUCUUAGUUUAUCCAAUUGUGAACUUAAUCAUAUACAACCUCUACUUCAUCACAAUUUUUCUUCACUUGAAACCCUUGAUCUUUAUGGGAACAACUUUAAUUCUCCUGUUCCCAAUUGGGUUUUCAACCUCGCCAGUCUCGUUUCUCUUAAUUUGAGUUAUAGUAAUUUUACUGGCCCGUUUCCUGACGGUCCAGUUAACUUGACUUCUCUCACAUCCUUCCAGGCUUCUUAUAACUCUUUCAAUUGUCUUUUACCCAGAUGGUUGUUUGAUCUAAGUAAUCUUGAAUAUAUUGAUCUCAGUUCUAGUGGACUUGAAGGUGCGAUACCGAGUAAGAGCGAAAACAUAACAAAACUUAAAAAUCUCGAUCUUUCUCAUAAUAUGCUUUCUGGAAAGUUACCAAAUUUAAUUGGAAAGUUAAAGAAAUUAGAAUAUCUUGAUCUCUCAGAUAAUCUAUUUGAUGGGGAAGUAUCUGAAUUAUUCAACGCAAAAAAUGGAUCUUAUAAGUUGGAGAUCUUAAACCUCGGGGAAAAUGAUUUAUCAGAAGAAAUUCCUGAUUGUUGGAUGAAUUGGCCAAAUUUGACAGUUUUAAUCUUGAGGGACAAUAACUUGAUUGGAGGCAUACCAAGAUCCAUGAAGGUUUUGAGUAAUUUGCGAUCCUUGGACUUCCGAAGAAAUAGACUUAAUGGUCCAUUUCCUUCAUCCUUGGGAAACUGCACAAAAUUGCACAAAAUAGAUUUAGCUGAGAAUGAGUUUGUUGGGAAAUUACCAUCUUGGUUGGGAUUGAGGUUUCCAACCUUGAUAGUCCUUAGCCUUCGGUCCAAUAAAUUCAAUGGUGAGUUGCCUCAAGAACUUUGUCACCUCAAAGAUCUUCAGAUCUUAGACCUUGCAAACAAUGCAUUUGUUGGAGUCAUACCAAGGUGUAUUGGCAAUUUUAGUGCAAUGGUCAAAGGAAAAAAGGAAUUGGAAGAUCUUGAGUUAAAUUAUUCAUUGUAUCUUGGAGUUCUGAGAGAGAGCGCAAUGGUGAUGACUAAAGGCAACAUGUACCAGUAUGACACUAUUUUGGCGUUGUUUACAAGUAUGGAUAUGUCUAGCAAUUAUUUUUCUGGAGAUAUUCCUAUAAGUCUAACACGUCUUGAAGGAUUAAGAUCAUUUAAUUUUUCCAAAAAUAACCUAACUGGUGGGAUUCCAAAUGGUAUUGGCGACAUGAAAGCAUUGGAAUCUGUUGAUCUUUCAGAAAAUCAACUUUAUGGUCAAAUCCCACAAAGCUUUUCGAGUUUGUUCACUUUGAGCUACUUGAAUCUAUCUGAUAACAAUUUAUCAGGUAUGAUACCAUUGAGCACUCAACUUCAAAGCUUUGAUCCCACUAGUUUUCAAGGAAACAAACUCUGCGGGCUUCCACUCUUGGUGAACUGCAGUUCAGGUGGUAAAACUCCAAAUCAUGAGUAUGAAGAAGAUGAGAAUGACAAAGAUGAAGUGGAUUGGUUCUACAUUUCAAUGGCAAUAGGAUUUGCACUAAGCUUUUGGGGUGUAUGUGGUUCAUUGCUUUUUAAGAGAUCAUGGAGACAUGCUUAUUUUCGUUUCUUAGACCGUAGCUGGGAAAUGUUGCUUGCAAAGGCUCCGAUAUGUUGA
Molecule: messenger RNA, 2022 nt
Organism: Lycium ferocissimum
Lineage: Eukaryota; Viridiplantae; Streptophyta; Magnoliopsida; Solanales; Solanaceae
Product: receptor-like protein EIX2
Exons: 2
Coding region: 1-2022 (673 amino acids)
Molecular function (GO): protein binding
Source: RefSeq, a predicted model, not a curated record